CCGAGCGUCUUCUAUUUUAUUGUAUCCACAAUUGGAACAGCUCCUUCUUUCUAGCGUUCACCCCGGAGAUGGCUUGGCUGCGCGUACUGAGCGUUAUUGGACUGCUGCUUUCGAGUGUCAGAGCGGGACCACCCGUGUCUGUGCUAUCCAACACUGUUUUGGAUAGCCAAGGAAUCUUUUUUGUGUCUUAUGACGGUGUGGUCAACGUCAACUCCUUCCAGGACUCUGCGGUAUUGACCUACGGAAACUACCAAUUCUCGGCAUGGUACACUGCCAGUGGCGCCGCCAUGCUAGGACGGCGGUCUCUUCCGUCUGGGGCGUGGUCGGUGCUCAAGCUGCCCCACAACCUCUCGGUAUCGGACUCGCACAACGUCAUCUCCCUCGGGGUCUCCCCUGCUGACGGCAAGAUUCACGUCGCGAUGGACUGCCAUAGCACACAGGCAAGCCACGAUUGUACUACACCAACUCGGAAGCCAACCUCGCCUCCAGCGGCAACAGCUGGAUUGCGAGCCGCUUCUCCGCCAUCACGUCUACCCUCGGAACCCUCAACGUUGGACCCCCCAAAUAGAUUCGUGGUUACCCCGACGAACCUCCUCCAAUUCGUCUACCGCACCGGCGUCUCAGGCAACGGGGCCACGCAGCUCGCCGAAUACAGCGGCGGCGUGUGGAGCUCCGUCGGCUCCUGGGCGUCGGCGUCGGGGACGUACACGGCCCCCAGCGGCGCGACCAGCACACUGCGCAACCUGUACAUCCACGGCUUCACGUACCACCAAAACCGCGUCCACGUGUCCGGCACCUGGCGCGAGCAGAACGGAGCCGUGUCCUGCAGCAGCGCAGGGCUGACCAAUCAUGACACCGUCUCAUCUGAUUUGACAAUAGGCCGCACGUGGCACAACGCCGCCGGAACGACCAUCGGCACGUCGGGGACUACUCUGAUUAAUGUCAACACUGCCGGCAUCAUCGUCGAUAGUCUCAAUGCGGACCAUGCGAGUGCAUUGAUGAAUCAGGAAUCUCAGACCGUCGACUCGACUGGUCUGCCUCACAUCGUCAUCUCGUAUGUCCCUGGGCGAUUCGGCCAAUGCGUGCAGAACUAUGAGACCGGGCGACCAGAAUUCGCCCGGCCGUUCCACCUGUAUCAGAAUUCUAAUGGCACCUGGACCAAGUUUGAGAUCCCGUUCUUCAUCCAGAGCGUGGGCCGCUCGCAAAUCGUGAUGGACGCCAGCGACAACGUGUACGUCGUGAUGCCGUUCGUGCGGGUCGUCACAGCCACGAAGGCGUCGGGGUGGACUGACUGGACGGUGGCUUACAACGGGACAACCGCCGGGUUGAAUGCGUUUGGCGAAGUCACGUUGGACAGGGCGAGGCUGCCCAGCGGGGUCCUCUCGGUGCUCUACCAGCAGUCCAGCACGGGCACUACCCCGUCCCCCGUCCAUCUAAUCGAGUUCAAUAUGAACAAGUAGUCGCGGUACCCAUUCCGUAUAUCAAUCUGUUUGUCGUUUGUUUGCGGUGGUAAUCUACAUAAGUACUGGUUCGCGAUCGAUCAGUGGGCGAAGUAACUCCGCACAUGGACAGAAUCACCACCGAGCUCGCAGCAGCCCUCGUCGCACAACUGCGCCAAACGCCGCCCGACACGCGCCUCAUCGUCGGCGUCGCCGGCAGCCCCGCGUCCGGCAAAUCGUCGUUCUGCCACCGCCUCGUGAGCCUCGUCAACGACAGCGCCGUGCCUGGCGACCCUGCGCCUGCGGUCCUGGUAGGCCUCGACGGGUGGCACCUCUCGCGUGCGCAGCUCGACGCGCUGCCCGAUCCCCGGCUUGCACACGAGCGCCGCGGCGCGCACUGGACGUUCGACGGGGCCGGGUACGUCGCAUUCGUGCAGGCGCUGCGCGGACCUGCCGCCACUGUCGUCGUCAAGGCCCCGACCUUCUCGCACGCCCUGAAGGACCCGGCGCCAGACGCGCUCGCCGUCCAUCCGCACCAUCGGCUCGUCGUGAUCGAGGGUCUCUACGCCUUCCUGGCGAUCGAGCCGUGGAGGGUGGCCGCGGAGCUGUUGGAUGAGCGGUGGUUUCUCAGGGUCGAAGAGGCGGAGGCGCUGCGGAGGCUCGUCAAGCGGCAUGUGGAGACGGGGAUCUGCCCCGAUGAGGAGACAGCAAGGCAGCGGGCCGAAGGAAAUGACAUACCCAAUGGUAAGUUUGUCGUCGAGAACAUGUUAGAGCCGACCAGGUUCAUCGAAAGCAUUGACGAUCCCGUCAUGGCUCACGAGCUAGUGUAAUGUAAAGUAGCUGGGCUUGACUACAAGGACGUAAGUUAGAAGAAUUUCACGAUGCCUGAUAAUCAGGCUCGCAUUGGAGAGCAG
Messenger RNA from Mycena citricolor, 2353 nucleotides. Lineage: Eukaryota; Fungi; Basidiomycota; Agaricomycetes; Agaricales; Mycenaceae. The record is from the annotation of a GenBank genome assembly.